UUGUCUGUUGGUACAGAAUCGUGCGCUUACGUAUUUUUUUUCCAGAAGUCUAGAAAGAGUUAUUAUGCUGUAUUGUGCGAACGUGCAUUGGAAUUACACGAAAGUGAGAAGACGUACCGAAAACGAAAAUCUGCACGUCAUCUCAUUGAUCUCUCUAUAGCAUUCAAUCUUCAUAACGAACAUUUCGAUCCGAAACUCAAAAGAUGUGUGUGCUUGAUGGGACCCGAUGAGACGUUGUGUUUGAAAGUAGAUGACGUCGGCAAAGGUGGUGAUGAAGGCCGACAAAACACGGAAUGGUACAAUGCGAUUAUGUCGGCUCUCAUUCCUUCAAGAGUUCUACGCUUGGGAAGACCUAUCCAGCCGCAGGAAUUUUUCGAGUGCGCAUGGGACGUCGAAGUGGUCAACGCGCCGAAAUUGAAAAGACCUUCUGCUCGAAGUGAAGAAGCGCUGCAGAACAUAUGUGUUCGACUGCCAGAAAUUGCGGGUCCUAAGAGGUUGUGUUUCUACGCUCAUACCAUCGUUCUCUGCAAACGCCGCAUUGAGCCAGCCAUAUGUGGUAUGCCAUCGUCAGGAAUUCCACCUUUUCACACUGACGACUUCAUUGAGAUUCCGCGCAAAUGUGUAGCAUUCUUUGGUUGCCAAGAACGCUAUUUCCUGAUGAGGCUUGGAAGAGGUGCACCCAUGGGUGCAAGCGAGUUAUGGGCACAGUGUGACAGUGAAGAAGUUGCUCAUGAUAUCCAUAAUAAGUUGAACGCUAUCAUUGAAAGGGAAUCUGAGAAGAAGAAAAAGAUGAACAACGGGAUCGUUAUGCCGCCUGGACUGCUUUCGAUAAGAUCACACCACAGCCAUCGUGAGCGUUCUCAUACACAGCCACUGAGGCAGCGGACAUCAUCUUUCCUCAAUGGGCGUGCAGGAUCAUCAGCGUCGACAACUAGUGCAGCUAGCGGCCGUAAGCAUUCAACGCCAACAGGACCGGGAUCUGCCCCACUUGGAUCUCGAGCAUUCUCCAUAUCACAGUCGCAGUCUGGAAACACCUCGCGUGGCAGUAGCCUUAUGAGCAUUUUUCCUACUCAGGCUUCAACUAAAACACCUCAUGAGGAAGAUGGCGUCUACCAGGCAAUGACGGCUCCUACUAAAAUGCGCUCAUCACCGUCUACCUCCACUACUGAUGACACUGAGAACAGCGGCGGUACAAUACGCAUUGACCAAGCAGAUGAAACAAGAUCGUUGGAUAUGUCAGUAAUGCAAAGAAGUCACGCAGAACCACGAAUCAAACGGCAGUCAUCAGAGACUAUUCCGUAUCGGCUACAAGAGGAUCGCUGCUCGUUGGGAGGUAAUGCUACAUCCGGAGGUCUAUCAAUGGAAGCAAUCAGUGAUCAAAAUGCAAAUGCACAAUAUAAACAAGACGAUGGAUAUACUCCGAUGCACGCUGCUGAGUGGACGGCUGGUGGAAGCAACAGUCUCCUCAUUGUACCAGCAUAUGAGCGAUAUAAACUCGAAGAAGUCCGCUCAUAUGUAUCGGAUAGUAGUGAUAGUUGCUAUUCAUCGAUGGCUGCGAAUGGUUGCUCGAAUUCACAAGCUGCUUCAGCAGCUUCUGCGAACCCUCCUCGAGCAUAUUCGUUUGCUGGUCGCUGCAAUCUCCGCUCAACUGGAGUACAAAGUGGUACCGCGGAAAAUGUUGAUCUUCGAGGUGACAAUUCUACUGGAGCGCUUAUUCCUCCUCAAGAAGAUCCGCGGAAAAGAGCGUUCUCUUUGGGUAGCAAGACACUUUUCCCGAGACCUUUCCGUAAGAUCUCGCAGCAUGCCUCAAGACAACAACGUCUGUCUCAAACAUCCGCCUCCGGUGCAUCUUUAGCUUCGUCCGAAGUCUCGUCUUCAUUUGGACCGUCGUCAUGUAGUUCGAACCACUUGACAAGUUUUAAUUGUUCUGAGAAGGAAGAAUACACAAGAAAUCGUUCUGGCAGUUUUGGUUCUGGGCGUAGUACUCCUUACAAUCGAAAAGGUGGGUCUUCAUCAACGCGUGACGGUGCAGACCAUUUUGUUGAGAUGGAUUUCGGUAAUGCGAUUGGACGAUCUGGAAGUGGUUCUGUUGGUAGCGUUGAUAGUCCUAACAGGUCUCGAACGUCGUCUUUCGGAUGCAGUGCUCGUAAAGAUGCGGAGAUAUUCUCUUAUCCCAUGGAAAUGUCAGAUUCUGGUCUAACACCUAGCCAAUUGGUGCUUCAGCAAGCUAAACAGAGUAGUCUUGAUGAAUCUUGUGAUUACGUGAGCACGGAAGCACCUGAUCUAGUUGCUGUGAAAAAUGCUCUUGCUGAAGCUGCAAACGAUCUUGGUCUUUCGCAUCAUCUCACAUUUCUUUCUCCUGUUGAUCCCAAACCCAUCGAUCUGCGUAGUUCGCAACACUUCGAAACCAUUGAAGAGAGCACGUCAUUGAAAUCGUCUCCUUGCUCAUCGAGAAGUUCUAUAAGUGCGCAUGACGCUACCACGGACGAGACGGAUAGUGAGAGGAGACGACAUGUUACCGGCGAUGCUGGACACCCGCGUUCAAACACGGGUGAAGACAGCUCGUCAUCGUACGUUCCUCUAUGUCCUACUCGAACGGACCGUUCUGCAUCAAAUCCAGUCUCCGAAAUGACCGAACUUCACCCACAGACGUCAGUUAUUGGUUUGCCGAAAAGGAGUUCGGUGCCGACUCUGAAAAGUCAUGAUCCUGAUGAUUCCGGUGUUGGAUUGAACUAUGCUUUCGUACAGGAUUCUGAUCCCCAAACAACCACGUUGCUUUCUGAUCCCAUAAAUGUUUCGUCGAGUCGUUCACGCUCAAAAUCCGGAAUUAUAUUCACACAAAAUUUUGAUGGCACAAAAUCGGCUCUCGAUUAUGCAUCAAUUAAACCGCUCUGA
Cooperia oncophora is the source of this 2895-nucleotide messenger RNA. NCBI's taxonomy places the organism in Eukaryota, Metazoa, Nematoda, Chromadorea, Rhabditida, Trichostrongylidae. The record is from the annotation of a GenBank genome assembly.